This is a messenger RNA of Papaver somniferum (opium poppy), 1205 nucleotides long. RefSeq lists its product as uncharacterized. The coding region runs from base 188 to 967 and encodes 259 amino acids. The record is from RefSeq and is a predicted model, not a curated record. Lineage: Eukaryota; Viridiplantae; Streptophyta; Magnoliopsida; Ranunculales; Papaveraceae. The transcript has 7 exons.
AAUGAAUAGACUGGUUGUUGUUACCUAAGUUUAGAAUUUGCUUACAGUAAAACGUAAAUUACAACCACAAAUCUGAAAUUAGGGUUUUGUCAUCCACUAAAUCAUUCCUCAUAAUGAUUUAAACAAACCCUUUAAAGGAAUCAAAGAUCUCUGAGAAGGCUAAAUUGUUUUGUUAAAGACUGAAGUGAUGUUGUCGGGUCAUGCAAUUGAUAUACGUGGCUAUGCUCGACCAAAUGAACUUUUACUAGAAGGUCCUGCAUCAGAGUUAGAAGAUGAUGAAGCAGAAAUUUCAGGGCAGGUUCUUUAUGAAGCCUCCUUUGAAGACCUUGCAAGAAAUUAUAUACAGUAUGACUCAGUUAUAUGGGUACUAAUAUCAUUGCUGUUGGUUUUAGCGUGGGGAGUUGGUCUUAUCAUGCUUCUCUAUAUACCUAUCAGAAGAUAUGUGCUGCAUAAGGAUUUCUCCUCACGACGGUUAUAUAUUACACCUAAUGAAAUAGUUUACAAGGUUACGAGACCAUUCUUUCUUCCAUUUUUGGGAGUUGCAAAAGUCGAGAAGCGCAUUCCUCUUACUCUAGUGAUUGGCAUUAUUAUUGAACAAGGUUGCUUGCAAUCAGCAUAUGGACUCCAUACAUUUAGAAUUGAAAGCAUUUCCCAUGGAAGAGCAACACCUGUAGAUGAAUUACAGGUUCAAGGCAUCUCUAAUCCAGGGUAUUUGAGGAAGGUUAUCGUGGCAGAAGCUUCAAAGCUCAUACUAGUUGGUAGAGGUCGGAAAUUUUCAACUGACCCGUGGGAGAGAGAAAGUACCUCAACGCGUGGUGGUCUUGUUACAUCGCCGUUUUCAAGUCUGAAGGAUUUCGGAGGCACAUUAUCUGAUUUGGUACUAUUUAAGCUCGACGAUGUUAUACAGUCCAUUAAGAGGAUUGAAACCCUUAUGGAGAAGAAACAAAUUUUGCCAGAACAGAGCUGAAAUAUGAACACGGUGUCCCCGUCUCUCUUUUGCAUUUACCCUUUCUCUUUGAGCUAACAGUAUCUUCUUUUUUCUUCUAUAUGCGGCUAAUAAUACUGCAUGAAAUGCAAUGUAUGUAGUAAAGUCUUUGUAAUAUUAAGUUGAUCAUCUUGCUACUUUCCGUCUCCCAAACUUGAAGUCGAGUGUUACUGUAACCAUCAUACCAUCAUAUCUACUCAUCCUAUCCACAUAUUUACAA